AUGUCUUAAAAAUUGAGAAUAUUUGUGUGCCUCCUUGUAUGAUUAUUUUAUGUAAUUAGUUCUUAAUUCUUAACGUUGAUUUUAUUUCUAGUGGACGAGAUGAAACAACUAGCAGAGGCAUUAUUGCAGUGUAAAUCAUUCAGAGAGCGACAAGAACGUCUGAGUGAAUCUCUGGAUCAACUGUCAUUCAACUAUCCUGAUCUAUACACUGUGUUAUAUAGAGAGAUGAAAAAAAGAGAACUGGACGCUAAUGAUCCAAAUAAAAUUACUAAAUGGUUAAAAAAUCCAUCGUCAAAAUCAUUUGUAAGACUUCAUGAAGCAUUGAUAUUGGUAAAAAAUAACAACAUAAUGGCCAAAGAGGAGUACACGUACAAUUUAAGACGUAUGCUAAGCCAAACAAUUGAAAAUGGUACCAACAUUGAGGCUGCAGUGAAAAUAUGCCAUUUGAUUGAGAGAUCACCAAACCUAACCGUUAUUCACGAGAAUUUGAAACAUCUAAUUCGCCAAGUAAGUCAUCUGAACAACAAUCAACGCCACAUGCCGACAGAAACCUUGACAGAAAGCUUUUGGCCAAAUUAUUUUAGACCACCACAAGCAGACCGUUUCCAAACAUUUAAUAUUCGGCCUACUCAACUCGAAAACACACCGGUUUGGCCAAACAUUUUGCAACCGACAAAUUUAAAUUCUGUUCCUGGUCUACCACACUUUAGAAUGGAAUGUUUUGGCUACAACCAUUUGGAAAUGAUUGCAAAGACUAACAGUUCCACGGCUUUGGGAGACUCGCAGUCAUUAAACGACCUGACGAUUCUCGAUCAAGAAAUGGAUGGAGCAGUUGCUAAGUGGCUUUACUACUUGAAACUACAUAAAUACCAAUGGUUCUUCAACAGCCUCAGUUAUCUGGAAAUUGAAUUCAUUGAUGAGGACAAUAUUGAUGAUUUCAUAGCUAAAGUUAACAAAAAUACCAUUACAAAAGGGGCACAAAAAAAGAUAUGCUUAUCGACAAAGGCAUUGAGGGAUCGGUCACAAAAGUUGAACCACUUAUUAUUGACUUUGGAUUUGGAAGUUACUCCAAAUGAACUGUGUGAAUUCAUGUCGUACAUGCGAGAUAUAUUACAUUAUCCCAUACCGAACAAGAAUUGUGUGGUUGGCGACCAAUUACAACAAGACAUAGUCCUUGUCAUGGAGAAACUGCUAAAUCAACUGCUAGAAAAACUUGGUAAGGUUCGUUCUUUAGUCGCCCAGAGUCUACUCGGAAUGUCUAUCAAUAAAUACUUGGAAUGCACCUUAUUAAUAAUCGGCAAUCAAACAUUCAUGAAACAGCAAAUUGACAAGUCAUUGAUGUUUGCCGAAACUUUAAAAUAUAGAGUCCACAGAAUUCCUAGAAAUUUUAACUAAUGUUUUCAUUAUUAUUCAAAAGCUUCAUAUUACAUAUGUAUAUUUUAGUUUUAUUAUUAUUGUUUGUGACUGA
Molecule: messenger RNA, 1468 nt
Organism: Myzus persicae (green peach aphid)
Lineage: Eukaryota; Metazoa; Arthropoda; Insecta; Hemiptera; Aphididae
Exons: 4
Coding region: 100-1395 (431 amino acids)
Biological process (GO): nuclear-transcribed mRNA poly(A) tail shortening
Cellular component (GO): P-body
Molecular function (GO): translation repressor activity; mRNA binding
Source: RefSeq, a predicted model, not a curated record